CAUAGGCACAGAGAUGCCUUUUAUAUAAGAGAGACUCUCUCCUCCUCAAAAGCUCCCACGUUCACCUUCUCUUUCGCUUUUCUCUACCUCUCUUUUGUUGGGUUUUUGCUCAAUUUAAUUCUCUCUUUCUUGUUUUCAUAUUUUCUUUGUCUCUCUCUCUCUCUCUCUCUCUCUCUCUCUCUAUAUAUAUAUAUAUAUAUUGUUUCCCCAAAUACCACCACCAUUUAGCUUCAAUUGUUCAGAGAUAUACAACCAGAAAGAAAUGGCAGCUGCUGCUUCGUUUACCAGGGUUUCACUUAGAGUAUGGGCUUUCUUUGCUCUCCUUUUUGGCAUUGCAUUCCCGGCUCUUGUUCAAGCUCAAUCUCCGGCUCCUGCCCCUGCUAGUGAUGGGACUUCAAUUGACCAAGGGAUUGCAUACGUGCUGAUGCUGGUGGCCCUCGUGCUUACUUACCUCAUUCACCCACUCGACGCAUCUUCCUACAACUUCUUUUAAGCUUUUGCUUUCCAUGAAUUUAGAAAAGCAUGGAUUGGGAACGGAAUUCAUUGCCUUAUUUUGGAUACAAUUAUCAGUGACCCAGAGGAUAAUUCUUUUUUUUUUCUUUUUUUUUUAUAAAUUCUGAGUUGGUGGUGAUUUUGUAUAUGUUUUUGACAAAUUGAUUGGUGGUAUUGUUGCUAUUA
Molecule: messenger RNA, 678 nt
Organism: Ziziphus jujuba (common jujube)
Lineage: Eukaryota; Viridiplantae; Streptophyta; Magnoliopsida; Rosales; Rhamnaceae
Product: arabinogalactan protein 20
Exons: 2
Coding region: 263-493 (76 amino acids)
Source: RefSeq, a predicted model, not a curated record